Molecule: messenger RNA, 1176 nt
Organism: Telopea speciosissima
Lineage: Eukaryota; Viridiplantae; Streptophyta; Magnoliopsida; Proteales; Proteaceae
Product: probable leucine-rich repeat receptor-like protein kinase At1g35710
Exons: 1
Coding region: 1-1176 (391 amino acids)
Molecular function (GO): protein binding
Source: RefSeq, a predicted model, not a curated record
AUGGCGUCUUACAUUUUUAUAUUGGAAAUAGUUUUUGUUGUAUGGGCUUCUUUCACCACUGUAAGCCCAACUACUGCAACUGAGUCAUCAUCAUCAUUACCAUCGGAAGAAGAAGAAGCCAAGGCUCUACUCAACUGGAAAGCCAGUGGCUACUACUUUCCUGAUUCCUGGGAUGCAAAUGAUACAAGCCCGUGUGAUUGGGAAGGAAUAACAUGCAACACAGCUGGAAGAGUAACAGUGAUAAACCUAUAUUCUUACCAAGGCCAAGUAUAUGCUGAGCUGCACAAGUUGAAUUUCUCCUCUUUCCAAUAUCUACUCCAUCUCGAUCUCUUUGAUAAUGGAUUUUCUGGAACCAUCCCAGAUGACAUCGGUACGCUUUCCAAAUUCACCUAUCUUGACCUGUCUUGGAACAAUCUUUCGGGCCAAUUGCCUUCUUCUCUAGCUAAUAAUCUUACCAGAUUAACUGAGUUGGAUGUUUAUUAUAAUCUGCUCAUGGGAGAAAUCCCUCCUGCCAUAGGUAAGUUGAGCAACCUCAUCAAUCUCUAUCUCCAUAACAAUAGUUUUAAUGGCUCAAUACCUCGAGAGAUAGGAUAUCUCAAAAAUCUCAAUCGGUUGGGCCUAUCAAGUAACAUGCUUUCAGGUUCAAUACCUACACAGAUGGGGAAUUUGAGAAAUCUAACAUGGUUGCAUCUAGGAUACAACAAGCUUUCAGGUUCAAUACCUACACAGAUGGGGAAUUUGAGAAAUCUAACAUUGUUGAGCCUAGGUGGUCACAAGCUUUCAGGUUUAAUACCUACUACAACAUUCGGGAAUCUUAAGAAUCUCUUUGUGUUGGACCUGAGUAACAAUAUGUUUACUGGUUCAAUCCCUAUGGAAAUUGGAGAUAUGGAACAUCCGAUUCAACUUAAUCUCAGUCACAACAGGAUUUCAAGUUCAAUACCUACUACAGCAAUCGGGAAUCUUAGGAAUCUCUCUGCAUUGGACCUGAGUAACAAUAUGUUUACUGGUUCAAUCCCUAUGGAAAUCGGAGAUAUGGAACAUCUAACUCGACUUAAUCUCAGUCACAACAAGCUUUCAGGUUCAAUACCUGAACAUUUGGGGGAACUCAAUUUUUCUAAUUACAUUACAUUGGACUUCUCAUACAAUAAUCUAGAGGGUUUUGUUCCGGACAAAUAG